Prorocentrum cordatum is the source of this 1562-nucleotide messenger RNA. The record is from the annotation of a GenBank genome assembly. NCBI's taxonomy places the organism in Eukaryota, Dinophyceae, Prorocentrales, Prorocentraceae.
CGCAGGUGACGAUCGUCGGCGAGGAGAACAACCCCCCGAUCGUCGUGGAUGUCCGACCCCCCGGCUGGGCCCCCGAGUCUGCUGGUGGCAUGGUGGUCUCCGCAAUGGACUCCCUGAAGCAGGAGUGGAAGAGCACCGUGCAGGACUUCCGGGAGAAAGGCGCCGUCGGCGCCGUGAGGGACGCCACCCUCGACGCCGUGGACCUGCUGAGCUCCACCGCCGCGGAGGUGGCCAGCGGCGCGCAGCCGGGCGCUCGGCUCGCCGGAGCUGGACCUGACGAUCAACGACAUCCGCGAGAAGGGGGCCGUCGGUGCCCUCAAGGACGCCACCCUGGACGCCGUGGACCUCGUCGGCAGCUCCGCCAGCGCCGCGGCCGAGGGCGCCAGGUCCAUGGCGGCGCCGCUGCUGGACCUGGGCGAGCCGGCGGCCACCGCGGCCACGGGGGCGGCGGCCGAGCCGGCGGAGCUCGGCCUGCUCGACGGCCUGAAGAUGGAGGUGAGGAACACGGUGCAGGACUUCCGCGAGAAGGGUGCGAUCGGCACCCUGAAGGACGCCACCCUCGACGCUGCCGACAUGGUGGCAGGCGCGGCCACGGCGGCGGCGGACGGCGCGCGGACGCUCGGGGGCUCGCUGCUGGACAUGGUGCAUGAGGACGAGCCCGCAGCCUCGCCGGCUGCCCUGCCGGCCGCCGCCGCCGCCGGCUAUCCGGCGCAGGCGCCAGCGCCGGCGCCAGCGCCGGCGCCAGCGCCCGCACAGCCGUCCUCACGGGCGCCGGCGCCAGUCGCGGCGGCGGCCGCCGCCGCCCCGGCGGCGCAACCUGCGGCGGCUCCCCGCUCGCCGGCGGCGGCGCCCGCGACGCCGCCCGCGAAGCAGCCGGGCUUCAAGGCGAAGUCCCCCGAGGUCCACCGCCUGGACGACGAAGACACCCCGCAGCAGCAGGCGAAGACGAAAUCGCUCGUACAGCUCAGGCGGGAGGCGUUCGAGAAGAAGCAGCAGCAGCAGAACACGGAAGCCGAAGAGGUGAUCGAUUAAGGAACAUCGAGGGCCUGGGCUGCGCGACCACAAUACAGAGCCUAAUUGUCAGCCAUACUGUUCGAGGUUUUGUUCCGCAGGCGAGGUCAGUCCUCCAUGCACGCGCAUCUUGCGCGGUUAAUUUUGAACCUCGCAGUGCAAGGUCACUGCUGUUUCAGAUGUUCAAGUUUUCCUAGAAUUGGUAGCCGUGUGUGCCGCCCCUGGUAUACCCGGGACAGUUCAUAUGUGAGGUGACGUUAGAGCCGGUUGGGGGGAUGGGGGGGAGGACUGUCGCGCCUCCGCCGGCCGUCCGGCAGGAGGCGGCGGCCCCGCCGCUCCGAAUCACCCCCGCGAGCGCGCGCGCGCUUUGGGCCGCGCGCGCGGGAGAGCGGCCGAGGAUGCAGGUGCCUCGGCGCCCCGGGGGAGCACAGUCCGUCCGCCGGGCGCCCGGCAUGGUUUUUGAAGGCCUGGCCGCGGACCAAGGGGUGUGCGGGCUCCGUGCCCGGAGCCGUGAGGAGAAAGCGCGUGCGCCGAGCGAGGGGUUGCGGCUC